Peniophora sp. CBMAI 1063 is the source of this 795-nucleotide messenger RNA. NCBI's taxonomy places the organism in Eukaryota, Fungi, Basidiomycota, Agaricomycetes, Russulales, Peniophoraceae. The record is from the annotation of a GenBank genome assembly.
AUGGCGAAGAUAUCCACAACUAAAGCACGCCGUCAACGACGUGUCGUAAACCCGGACAACGUCAAACCUCCGCGGCCGCUCAACAAGUUCUUUCUCUUCAAGCAAGCUUUUGUCGCCGAUUGGCCGGAGCCAAAGCCGGAGAAUAAAGUCAUGGUCAAGGCCGCUGGCGAUGCCUGGAAGAACCUUCCUCCUUCCGAGAUUGCUCACUGGACGAGAGUCCAAGAAGAGGCCGCAAUGGAGCAUGCGCGUCUCUACCCAAACUACAAGUACGAACCGGCGAAGAGGGGCGAGAAAACCGCCGCUCGCGCAAGGGCAAGGAGGAAGCGCGCCGAAGACACAUACGACUGGGAUACGCCGAGCCUACGUGCGAGUUCGCUCGAAAGCUCGCCUGCGUCAAGCUCAGUAGCGCUCUACCAUCCGCAUUCCGAGCCGGCGUCUCCCACGCCACCAAUUCGCCCAAUCGAGCCCGAGCUGUGGGUGCCGCCGACAGGCGGGCCCAACGAUGAAGAAUACAUACAUGAAAACACGCUUUCGUCACUACCUGAGUUUGCGAUCGAGACCUUCGAAACGCAAGUGCAGGAACCCGUCCCGACAAAGCAGCAGGACGACUGGGCUCAGUACAUCGACCCAGAUCUCCUUGCGAUGGACGAGUAUGACGGCUACUCUAAGGAUCAUCCCGCACCAGGAGAGCUCGAUGAUUCCGGUUUGGACGUCCAACCGCAAACGGACCGGAUAACGGCGUCUCCCCUCCUAUCCCCGCGGCCGAUGACAUGCAUCGACCCCAGUCUGCUAUAG